Exophiala oligosperma is the source of this 570-nucleotide messenger RNA. RefSeq lists its product as uncharacterized. The record is from RefSeq and is a predicted model, not a curated record. Gene Ontology annotation, molecular function: methyltransferase activity. The transcript is spliced from 3 exons. The coding region runs from base 1 to 570 and encodes 189 amino acids. NCBI's taxonomy places the organism in Eukaryota, Fungi, Ascomycota, Eurotiomycetes, Chaetothyriales, Herpotrichiellaceae.
AUGGCCGCCUGCAUUAUCAGUAAUUGCGUGGUCAACCUUGUUUCAGAGCAGGAAAAACAGCUCGUGUUCAACGAGAUGUUCCUUCUACUCAAGCCAAGGGGGCGUGUUGCUAUCAACGACAUCCUCCUCAAGCGCGAGCUUCCCUCGGAACUCAAAACGAACAUGGCAUUGUAUGUCGGUUGUAUCGCAGGUGCGAGCCUAGUGAAGGACUAUGAAAAAUACGUCGGUAAUGCGGGAUUUCGUGAGGUCAAUGCUGUGGAGGAGAAGCGAGUAACCUUUGCUGCGACAAGUCGAGCUCUUGUCGCAACUGGGGAGACUCGACAGUUGGUCAUGGCCUUGAUUUGCCGGAGGUGGACUGCGGACAAAUUGAUUUCAAUAAAAGGACUGUAUACGCUGUCAAAACAUGAUCCAGAUUCGUUCUGGGAUACCGCUUUGUUCAGCCUUGGAGGAAAGGUUGUCCUGGUCGUUACAGGACUUGAAGGAGACUUCAUCGGGUUUCCGUAUUUACCAACUGCACUGCUGUUUGAGCUCCUCACGUUUCAGAACGAAAACGACCAUCGUAAUUCAUGA